AUGACAGUUGCAGAUAUGAUUAUUGAUGGUAAAUGGAGGUGGCCAGAGGAUUGGUUAAAUAAAUAUGAGUUCUUUAGAGAUAUUGAGGUUCCAAAUUUGAAGGAAAGCAGGGAAGAUAGGGUAAAAUGGCUCACUAAACAGAAUUCUUUGGUGCAGUUCAGUACAAAUCAAGUUUGGAAAGAUUUGAGACCUGAUUGGGAAAAGUUGGCAGUUCAGAGAAAGUUGAUGACUCAAGAUAGAAUAAUGAAAUGGCAGACUAAUGGGGAUUUUACAUGUCUUCUGUGUCAAAGAGGAGUUGAUAGUCAUGAACACUUGUUCUUCCAAUGUGAGUAUGCAAUGAAGGUGUGGAAGAAUAUUACAGAUAACUCUCCUAUAUUAAGUGGCAAUAUAGGGAUGUUUGAUGUAAUUGAGAAAAUUGCAGCAAUGAAAACCCAGAAUAAUCUUGCAGUUGUUGUUAGCAAAUUGGUCCUGGCUGCAUCUGUCUAUUUUGUGUGGCAGGAAAGGAAUUUGAGAAACUUUAAGAAGGAAGAGAGAAGUGUAGAAACUUUGUGCAGAAUAAUAAAGGAUAAUGUAAGGCAUAAAAUGAUGUCAAUUAGUGUUAAAAACACUAUGAAGGUGAGUAGUAUUGCUGAAAGAUGGAACUUGAGAUGGAGUAAUAACUCUCUGGUUGCUAUUGAAGAUUAA
This is a messenger RNA of Erigeron canadensis, 684 nucleotides long. RefSeq lists its product as uncharacterized. Bases 1 to 684 code for a protein of 227 amino acids. The record is from RefSeq and is a predicted model, not a curated record. NCBI's taxonomy places the organism in Eukaryota, Viridiplantae, Streptophyta, Magnoliopsida, Asterales, Asteraceae. The transcript has 2 exons.